AUGUGGGAGUACUACAAUGAGAAAUCAAUCCUAGUGACAGGUGGAUCUGGAUUCUUGGGUACAGCAAUCGUUCAUCGCCUGCUCACCAGCACAUCGGUAUCAUGUAUCUAUCUAAUCUGUAGAGGUGGCAAGGAGAAAAUUCAAACCAGGUGGAGAAAAUGGCUUCCCCAUGGCACAUUGGAAAGGCUGCACCAUUCAAUUCGCCUGGUUGUCCUUGAUGGUGACAUUCUACUACCCAAUUUGGGGCUCAAAGACCCAGGUUUGAAUGCCAUACGCAACAAUAUCCAUGUCAUCAUCCAUGCAUCCUCCUCGAUCAAUAUGAUAAAGCCAGUAAACCGCCUGGCUCGAACAAUCAUCGAACCUACGGAAACGAUUGCCGAUUUUGCUCUCUCAUGCACCCAGCUCGACCGUUUUGUGUACGUCUCUACCGCAUAUGCCAACGCACACCUCUAUCAACGGAGUCAAAACACAGACGUGAAAAUCGACGAAAAGAUAUACGAACUUCAACACCACUACCACGCCUUCGACGAGCUGAAUGAACUUCGAAAACAUGGCAAGAGCCAAGCAUAUGAAGCGGAAAACUUCCCUUGGGCAUAUGCCUAUGCCAAACACCUCACUGAGAGAAUGCUCAAAAGUCGAUUCACUGAAUUUUCUUCAAGUGAGAAACUCCUUAUUGUGCGUCCAUCUGUUAUCGGACCGGCUCAGUGCCUACCAUUUCCAGGGUACAACAUGCCCAUGUCGUCGCCGUAUACAGUGAUUGCCGCAGGACUUGCUCUAUCCCCAUCUCGGAGUCUCAAGAUUGCAACAAAUAUGGAAGAUCCAACGGCGGAUGUCACUGGCGAUGAAGUCCCUGUCGAUGUAGUAGCCGAUCGUCUACUAUGUCAUCUGGCCAUGGGCUCACACGGUUGUGUUCACGCCGUCAGUGGAGUCCGGUCUCGGUUGAACUUCGAGUCAUGGAGGCAAUCAUUGAUGAAAAUUCGUCGGUUCCCUUGGGAAAUACGACCUCGCUGGGUGAGAAAAGAUUGGAAAUCAUUGAAUCAACAUCCGAUGGCUCGACUCUAUGCUAUUUUCGGCACUUCUUUUGCGUUCUCGGAGACCAAAACGAUCGCUAUGUGUCGAAAAGUACCAGAAAAGGAACUGUCGAAUCUUCAACUGUUUACGAAAAUCGAUAUGAGCGAUAACCUUCUCGAUCGCACUGAAGGCAUUCGUUAUGUUAUGGAUCAGUUUGCUCGUCAGAAUUGGCUGGCGUGGGACUAG
This is a messenger RNA of Penicillium arizonense, 1257 nucleotides long. RefSeq lists its product as uncharacterized. The transcript is spliced from 3 exons. Lineage: Eukaryota; Fungi; Ascomycota; Eurotiomycetes; Eurotiales; Aspergillaceae. Gene Ontology annotation, molecular function: alcohol-forming very long-chain fatty acyl-CoA reductase (NADP+) activity. Gene Ontology annotation, cellular component: peroxisome. The record is from RefSeq and is a predicted model, not a curated record. Gene Ontology annotation, biological process: long-chain fatty-acyl-CoA metabolic process. Bases 1 to 1257 code for a protein of 418 amino acids.